CAAAGAGGUUUUUGAGUUUUUGGGCAACAGCAAAUUCGACCUGAGGUUUUUGGGUUUUGUUUUUAUUUUUGGGUGGGGGUUGGGCACUUUUCUUCUUGUUUAAUGGGCAGAGUAAUUUAAGCACUCCAAUUGGCGAACCACCACAAACCUCUUAUAUCAUCACCAUCUCCGAGAACCCAUUAAUGGCUUCGCCCCCUUCUCUCUAACGUGGAUUGAAGCAUAUAUACUCCAAACUCAUCAUUUUCUUCUUUAUGGGUUAUGACUUAUGAGUGUCCUGUUCAGUCGUUUUGAUCUUUUUCGACUCCUGUCUCUGGAAAGAAAGCAAUCAAUCAGAUCAUAUAAUCAAAACUCACUAGAACUCGGACUCGAUUCGGCUUCCAGUUCAUCGGAGAAACCCCAGGAUGCAGAUUACUCUACUUACAUUCCUUCACUGAGUUACGAGUUAGAGGGUUUAAUCUUAGCCCGAUCACCAAGGUCCGAAUAUUGGAAAAUAUCCUUCGCCAACAAAAGAUUUGCAAGCUUAGUAAAAUCCGGCGAGCUUUUCAAAAUCAGGAGAAACAUCGGUUUCAUCGAGCCAUCAGUUUUAAUGCUCGCAAGCGGCGAGAACUGCUGGUGGGGUUUCGAUCAAGGGUUUAGUUCCCGCAGAAGGCUUCCCGUUCUUCCAUCUGACAUAUGUUUUGCUUCAGGAGACAAAGAAUCACUAUGUGCUGGGACCCAUUUACUCGUAUCGGGUCGAGAACUUGAAGGUUUAAUGAUUUGGAGAUACGAAUUAGCCAUGAACAAAUGGUACAAAGGCCCUUCAAUGAUCUACCCUAGAUGCUUAUUUGCCUCCGCCACUUGCGGGAACUCCGCUUACGUGGCAGGCGGGAUUGCGGUGGUUGGUGAUGGCAUGAGUGGGACCCACAUCAUCCAUAACACGGUUGAGAAGUACGACCCGGAAACCCGCUCGUGGACCCCACUCCCCAGAAUGAAUAGACCCCGGAAGCUUUGCUCCGGGUGUUACAUGGACGAUAGGUUUUAUGUGAUUGGUGGGAGGACCGCGAAUGAGGAGCUAACAUGUGGCGAGUUUUUCGACGAGGAAAAGAACGAAUGGACUUUGAUCCCGGAGAUGUUAAAAGACAAUCCUGUCCUUAGUUGUCAUUCUCCUCCAUUAAUUGCGGUGGUGAAUAACGAGCUUUAUUCGAUUGAAGCUUCUUCGAAUCAGUUGAAAGUUUACUUAAAGGGUAGUAACAGUUGGAAGCGGUUGGGUUUGGUUCCUGUGAGGGCGGAUUAUAAUCGGGGUUGGGGAGUGGCGUUUAAGUCAUUUGGCGAUAAGUUGUUGGUGAUAGGGGCUUCAACUGUUUCGUCUUCUAGAAGCUCGAUGGCUAUUUAUACGUGUAACCCGGACCCGAGAUCCGAUGGGUUGCCGAAUUGGGAGCUACUUGAUAAUGGCAGGAUUCAACUCCAGAAGGAAGCGAAAGGGCGAGAAGCAAAAGAAGCCACAAAACUCUGCACCUUGACGCUUGAUAACGAAACUAAAAUCUGGCUACUACAGGAGCUGCGAAGGGCUCCGCGCUUUCAUCAUCAUUGCAUGCGCAUUCUGAAAUUCCGUUCCUGGCUUGCAAUCUAG
Molecule: messenger RNA, 1609 nt
Organism: Lactuca saligna
Lineage: Eukaryota; Viridiplantae; Streptophyta; Magnoliopsida; Asterales; Asteraceae
Source: the annotation of a GenBank genome assembly